CCCAUGACGGGGUACGGAUUCUCAUACCCACACCCGCCUACUACUUGCCAAAGUUAUAUCCAUCCCCGCCCCAACUGGGGCGGGUGCGGUGCGGUAUCCACAAAUUUAUACCUACCUGCCAUGAUGUGCCAUCCCUACACGAUCCUGUGUUUGACAAGGGUACGCAAGUCCAAGAAACAUAGGCUAAAUGCCUGAAAUACUGUCUGUAAUCUAACAGAACUUUUUUAAGAGUGUUACUUUUAUCCUUUAAUCAUAGUACAAUCAAAAUAUUCUCAGAUUAUGACCUCAAGUACGUUUGUGGAACCCUCGAAUGUUUGACAUGGGUAUGGAUACUUGGACACGAUCCUGUGUUUGACAAGGAUACGCGUGUCCAAGAAACAUGUGCUGUAAGCCUGAAACACUGUCUGAAAUCUAACAGAACCAUUUUAAGAGUGUUGUUUUGAUCCUUUAAUCAUAGUAAUCAAAAUGUUUGUCUGACAUCAUUAGAUGCUGACAUACUGUUAUGAUUCUCCAAUAAUUAAGUUGCUAAUUACUUAAUUAGUGAACUAAACUAAGAAAAAUAAGUUAUUAACUGAUUUCUGCAGUCAAAUUUUGUUUUCCUUUUUCGUGUUUUUUCUAACUAAGCCGAAGUGUGUAAGGCAUCCUAAGAAAAGAGUAAGUUUUCAGUGGUCCAAGAGCUAAUAAGGGAAAUUACUCUGCUGUAAAAGCCACCCUUUAUUAAAUAGGUAUUUCAGAAAAAAAAAAUGAUUAUAACAAUGGCUAUUUGUUUUGCUUUGUUUGUUUACUAAUAUAAUACAAAAAAAAAUGUAGAAAAACAUGAUUAUCUUUGUGCUAAAUGACAACCUAAGAUACAAUAAUCCCAUUACCACUUUUUUCUCCUUUAAAAAUACAGAAGUUUGGGCGGCUAUAAGUCAUCUUUUUGCUUCAUAUUCCAAGCAAGAAGUUUGCUGUCCUUUACUUUUUCCUCAUCAUUGAUAUUUCCUUCUUGUUAUUGUUCUUGAAGAAAUUGCGAAAAUGGGGUUUAAGCCUUCGCAGAAGCCAACGAAGAAGCACAAGAAAGGGUUAUGGUCACCUGAAGAAGAUCAAAGACUCAAAGACUAUAUAAUUCAGCAUGGCAUUGGUUGCUGGAGUUCUGUUCCUCUCAAUGCUGGGUUGCAGAGGAAUGGAAAAAGCUGCAGAUUAAGAUGGAUUAAUUACUUAAGACCGGGAUUAAAACGAGGCAUGUUUAGUUCUCAAGAAGAAGAAAUGAUUCUGACCCUUCACCAAACCUUAGGGAACAAAUGGUCUCUAAUAGCAAAGCACUUACCCGGAAGAACAGACAACGAGAUUAAAAACUACUGGCACUCUUACCUGAAGAAAAGAUCAGAGAAAUCUGAAGACAACAAACUCGCAAUAAACAUCUCAAACACAGAAGAAAUCGAUUCUUUCAUGAAUCAAACAACCAAAACUUCAAAGAUCGAACUUGAUUUCCAUGAAAGAACAGAAGCAGAACAAGUACAAGAACAAGAACACGAAAGUAUCUUACCUAGGCUCGUAUUUGCAGAUUGGCUUCCAAAUAAUUACAGUGGAAUGCAGAAUAACAGUCUGUGUUUUACAGCAGCAGAAAAACAACAGGGUGAUUUUAUGGUUGAUUUUGGGUAUAAUGAAGGCGGUUCAUCUUCGAGUAUUGACAAGUUUUCCCAGGAAAUAGUAGGAGAUGUUGUUAUGCAGAAGAGUAUGCUGGAUUUGCCAUUAGGAAGUAGUAAUAAUUUCAUGGAUUUUUCAGCUGUGGAUGGGGUUUAUAGUAGUGGGUUUUUCAUGUCAAAUAGUGGGAUUUAUUCUUAAUGCAUGUUUAAGGAGGUUAACAAAGGAUUAUUCUAUGUACAAAAGGGAUACUCAUUUUAGUGUUUUCUUGUUAAUUUCAGAGUUUAAAAGAGUGAUUUGUGUGACUUAAUGAUGUGAUUAAUCUGUGAAAGACUAAACACAAGCGCGGAAUUUAACUUUAGA
Spinacia oleracea (spinach) is the source of this 1986-nucleotide messenger RNA. Its product is annotated as transcription factor LAF1. The record is from RefSeq and is a predicted model, not a curated record. Lineage: Eukaryota; Viridiplantae; Streptophyta; Magnoliopsida; Caryophyllales; Amaranthaceae. Bases 1015 to 1824 code for a protein of 269 amino acids. The transcript has 3 exons.